Messenger RNA from Astrephomene gubernaculifera, 6236 nucleotides. NCBI's taxonomy places the organism in Eukaryota, Viridiplantae, Chlorophyta, Chlorophyceae, Chlamydomonadales, Astrephomenaceae. The record is from the annotation of a GenBank genome assembly.
AUUUCAAGCAUUUAAAGGUGUUAGAGUAAAAGUUAUUGGGGCUUACCAUACGCCCGUCUAUUGGCUUGCUAUCCCGGAGAGUCCGACGGGUGCACAUAACAUUCUCUGCAGCCCAUACAGGCAUAUACCGCUUAGGCUCACAUACAUUUCUCAGUUGUGUAACACAGCGAAUUAGCUUAACAUGUGCGGCAUAGAAUAAGAAUGCAGCGCUUUCAUUCCAUGCUUCGGGUUGCCCCUUUCAUUGUUUCCGAUAUGUGGAGGCUGCGGUGCGACGAAGUAUGGGUUUCCGUGGCUUUGCUAGCGCUUCUCCUGGCAAGAAUUGUGCCAUCCUUUCUGCUUACUGCAAAUUUCUAUGGACAGGCUGUGACCGACGCUGUCGCCUUCGUCGACCAGUGUGUUUCUCAAGCCGCGAAUGCCACCCGGCUUAUCGCGCCAUGGCUUCUCAACCCACGGCUGCUAGUCACCGCAACAGCUGUGUACCUUGCACUAGCACAUGCCACGAGGCGGUUCCGCAGAAAAGGACUUCCUGGGACCACAGCGACUGCUCCUACCACUGCUAAUAUUACUGCAGCCAGCCAUGUUAGCUUAGCUGAGGCCGCCGCGGGAGCACAGCGACGCGAAGUUCCCAAUGCUUCUUCCCCACAUCCCCUCGUUGACAUCGGCGCGACAAGCCACGCUAGUUUCCCCAAGCCCUGCUGUCAAGCGGGGCAUGAGGGGGCUAGCAACAUGGCGGCAACAGCAGCGGUGAGGUAUCAGCGGGCUACGGUGGCGCCCCUCCAGCCCAUGGGCAGCAAUUGGCACCCAACCGGCUCAGCGGUUGCCCAUUCCUCAGCAGCAGCUGCUGGCGCUGCUCUCCCGCCGCCGCUCCCUCCUCGCAGCGCGCAUCCGAACACCGCUGGGGCGCUGUCAGCCGCCGACCUGGCUGCUUGUCGUACGGCACUGCAGCGGGAGCCGUACCGCUCUCCUGUUGGCCGCUGCGCCGUGCGGUUCAAGAUCCCCUGGGCCGAGCCCGAGCAGCUCACCCCAGGCUACGAGGCGCGCAUCGCCGCAGUGGCCGCGCAGUACGGCCUGCGGGUGGCGGGGUCGUACGUGCGGGCGGGCUGCAUCGAGCUGGUGCUGGUGCUGGAGGCGGCGGCAGCGGGGGGGCGGCAGGGGCUGGGGGAGCAGCCCGCUGGGGGUUCCCCCCACCGCAGCACCACCACCGCCACCAGGGAGCAGGUGGGGUGGCUGGCUGACGUGGCCGCCCUGGAUGUGACAGCGGUGGUGGGGGCGCUGCAGCUGAGGCAUGCGGGGGGAGGAGGAGGCAGGAGCAGCCCGCUAGACGCCAUGCGGCUGAGCCAGGUCAGCACCUCCCUCCGCCUGCUCAACCCGGCUGCAGCGCCGCCCCAGCAGAACCCCACCUCCACCCCCACCACCCCCACCCCCACCUUGUCAGUCACCGCCUGCCCGCGGGUACUGCUGCUGCCGCCAGCCGGCAGCCCACCCCCGCCAGCUGCUGCCCACCCGACCUCUCCGCCCCCAGCCCUCCCCCCAAUUGCUGCCGGCUCCAACCUGGUUACCGGUGCGGACUCCCACACAGCCCCGGCCCUAGCCACGGUGCUGCUGCGCAUUCGCCGGGAGCGCUGCCCCACCUCCAUUACCUUCGCCACUUCCACCUCCACCUCGGCCUCCUCCCCCUGCACCAGUAGUAGCAGUAGGAGUGACGGGGGUGAGGUGGAGGUGCUGGUUCGCGCCCACAGCGCCUACCUGCCGGCGCGGCUGCGCGUGCUGCCGACUGGGGGUGGUGGAGCGGGCGGGGCCAGGGAGGCCAGGGCGGCGGCUGCGGUGGCGGAGGGGCAGAAGGGUGAGGGGCAGGAGGCGGCGGAGGGACAGACGGAUCUUGAUGAUGACGUGGAGGAGGUGUAUGCGUUGGAGCUGCUGGCGCUGCCGGAGAGGCCGGGGACGGUCAUGCUGGAUAUCACCUGGCGGGAAGUGCAAGCGGGUCAGGAACAGCAGCAGCAGGACCUGUUGCCCCCCGCCGUCCGCGCCUCGGAAGUGCGGCGGGAGUGCCGUGCCACCGCCACCACCCUGCCGCUGCUGGCCCUCCCCGGCGACAUGGAGGACAUGGCGGCUGAGCUGGAGGGGGCGGCGGCGGCCUGGCCGCCGGAUUCGUGCGACGAAUUGAAUGCGCUGCUGUACGACAUGGGCACAUGGGCCGCCACCAGCAUGCAGCAUCAGCAGCCGCAGCAGCACCGUCGCGACGGUUCGCCUUGCCUGGAGUUUUGGUCGGUUCUGGGUCCACAUUUGCUGAAGCAUGCGGAGGCUGCAGGCUGGGAGGCCACGGCGAGCCGCAUCCGCAGCGACCUCACACGACUGAGGGCGGUAGCUGCUGAGCAGCAGCAGCAGCAGCAGGUGCCACCUCAGCAGCUGAGUCGGGCUCGUACGACAUCGUCCUUCGCCUCGUUUGUGGGUGGCUGCCUUAGCAGCGGCAUGCUGAGCAUGUUGGGGAGCGCAUACCACGCUGCAUGCGGCGAUGCUGCGGUACGGCAGAACCACUCGGGGGUGUCCAGCGCGCAAAGGCGACCCAUGGGUCGUGCUGUCUGGCUGUCGGCGCUGCUGCGUGUGCUGGGCUGGGAGGUGGCGCCUCCUGCUGAGGCUGCUGCGUUCGAGGCGUUCUUGGGGGCGUGGAGUGUGGCUCAGGGGCACACAAUCCAAAUGGUGGAGUGCCUGGCGCUGCUCUGCCUGCUCUUCCGCACCUCCCGCGAGGGGCACCCGCCCCUGGGCGCUGCCAACGCAGUUGCGGUGGUGGGCUGCGGGGUGGGCACCCUGGCCACGUUGGCCUGGCUGGUGCUGCCGUACCGCGUGUGGGUACGGCUGGUGGGCGCCGCCAAGCUGCCGCGGUACGGCGGACACCUGGCGGCCAAGGCGCUGGUGGCGCUGGCGGGGCUGCCUGCGCCGCCGGGCAUUGCGGCGUACGGCAGCGGGGUGGGGGCGCUGCUGCUGGAGGGGUGCAUCCUGCCGGGGGCUUGUCUGAUGUCCCCCCGAGCCGCGGCGCUCAUCUCCGCCCUCAAGCUGCCCCUCAACGCGGCCAUGCUGGUGGCCACGGGGGCAGCAGCGGGGCCGGGCGCAGCAGUGCUGCUGGCGGCUCGUGUGGAGGCGCUGGCCCUGCUGACCACCCUGGCCUGCCACCUGUACAUGCGGCUGGGCUACCAGUGGCGGGCGGAGCAGCUGGCAGCAGGGGCGGGGGCGGCGGGGGGCGGGCAGGCGGGGGGCCGGCUGGAAUGUGGUGGAGCGGAGGGAGGAGGUGGCGUUGCGGGCGGCCGUGGAUGGAUGUGCGGGGAGGAGGUGAAGAGCGUCAAGGUGGAUUGAGAGGGGAGGGGACGGGUUUGAUGGUGCGAUGUUUUGAUGUGGGUUGGGUAGGGCUAGGAUGGGUCAUGGGUGGUUAAUGGUUACGUUGGGGCACGGGGCGAUGUGGCAGCUGCGCGAGGAUAUGGGGACAUGGGGGCCUGAAAGCCCCUGCACGGCUUCUGGAAGUGCGUGCGCUGACCCAUGGGUCGUGCUUUUCGUAACCUGCAACGGUGUGCAGGUUUGUGUUUUUUUUUAAUUCUCCCAUGUUUUCCAGUGAUUUCCGCCGUUAAGCAUGUGUUCCAGUGAUUUCCGCCGUUAAGUGUUUAUGGCACGCAAUGGAGGUUCGUUCUACUGCUUAUACGCCGCACAUGUGGGGCCAUGUCCCCCAUGUGGCAUCUCUGACAGGGUUACCGUACCCGCACGCCUCGACUGACGGUUGGCCCCGGGAGUGAUGGAUCGGUGCAUCGGGAAUGCACGAAAUGAGUGUUGCCGGACGCUCCCAUGAUUGCAUGGGAGGGGGGGAGGGGUGCCGGCCCCUGCCGGGGUCGCUUACAGAAGCCCGCGUACCGGUACCGGUGUUGGGUACUCUCUGGGGUCCCGGCUUCAUGCCCUGCCUGCAGUCUAGCUGAAGGCUAGGAGGUUCAGGAGUCCUGGAGACGGUGUUUUGCAGGACGUUGGAGUGCUGCCAGCUAGUCCACCGUGAAGUAGAGCGAUAGAUACUCGGGCGGCCCCUGCCAUUCUGUCCUUGUGUAGGGCUACCGGCACUCGCUCCUUCGCCUCAGGUGGGGGGGGGGCUCCUCCCACCCGCUUGUGGCCCCUGGAACCCACAUUGACACGCUGCAAGACGGCAUUAGAGGCCCGCCGUUGCCUCAAGCCGUAGGGAGCUUGCGCGCCUUUCGGGCACGGUUACGUAGUUCCUUGCGGCGAUGUAUGUACGGCAAAGCGCCUCCUCCGCCCAUCCAUCGGAGGCGUGCACAUAAUUAAGGUGCUGCCUAGAAAGUCCAUUGUUCUUGUGGAUAAGGAUUGGUUGGAAGGAAUACCCAAAGCCUGUUCAGGCGGACAAGGGUUCCAGAAGCUUAGUUCCAGCACCUUACCAUCUGACAGACCACGGAAGGUCUAGGUUGCUAAUCUAGUCUACCAUUUCUCAUACUAGCGAAGUUUCAUCCCCAUUCACCGGAAGUUAACAGCGACGUGGUGACGGCCUAACUGACGAGGAACUGAACGUUGGCGUCGAAGGAAGCACGCCACAAGCAGCAAUAGGACAGUUCUCACACAGGCAGCACUCUAUUUUCGCUAAUCGUUUUGAAAUAACCCGAUAAGUUGAGCCCCUUAAUUCAAGUCGACUAAACGCCGAAACGCCGAUGCCCGCUGAGUCUUCACGGGGCAUCGGCAUCCUUGCCUCACCCAGCAGCAAGAACUCUGAAGGCAGAGCAUCCAUUUUCGAAGGUGGAGAUGGUGCUGCUCUAAUGCACCUGCUCCACGCGGGCAUCACCUGCGCGGCUGUCCUCGCGCUCAAGGUGUAUCGCUCCACACGAGCGCGCGGCUCUUCAGCCAACAAAGCCGACAAGUCCCCCACCGCGGAGGAGCAGCUGGAGGCCGCUCGUGCGGAGCUGGCCGUCAAGGAGGAGCAGCUGCGGCAGCUGCAGGAGCAGGUGGCGAGCACGCGGUUCUCACAGGAGCAGUCGGAGGAGCUGUCGGAGCUGCGCUGCCGGCUGCGGGGGGCGCAGGAGGAGCUGCUGUCGGCGGGGCAGCGGUGCAGGGAGGCGUCGGAGAGGGUGGCGCGGACGGCUUGCGACCUGGCAGUCACGGAAACGGAGCUGCGGGCGCACAAGGCGCAGCUGCAGCGGGCGGGGCAGCAGCUGCAGGAAAUGCAGUCACGCCUGGAGGCCGCGGAGGGCGAGUUGGGUCUGACCCGCAGUCAGAACCUGAUGAUGCAGCGCGAGGUGGCGCUGCUGCGGCGGCAGCUGCGGGAGGCUGGGCAGCAGCUGGAGGGGCAUCUGGUGGAGCGGGCGGAGAGGGAGCAUGGGUACGAGUAUGAGUAAAGGAGGGGGUCAAAGGCCAUUCCAAACUAAAGGAGGUCACAGGAGGAGGGGGGAGAGUGGGGUCAAAUUAGACCAAACCAUGUGAAACCCUAAAGGGCAAAAUUAGGGAAUGAGGCGGCAGGGAGAGUGGGGAGGCGGGUCGAUAUGGGCUGAUAAGUAGGUAUGGCUUUGAGCUGAGAAGCAGGAUUGAGAGGAGGCACGCAAGCGCACGCCUGCCUCACAUCGUCUAGAGUACGGUAUGGGUGUUGUGCAAUCGCACUGUCAUUUGUUGUUAGUGCAGGUUGUAGGGUUGUUGCCGUUGGGUCGAUAGUAGUUAAUCAGUACUUGGUAAUAGUAAUACACACAAACGCACAGAUGCUGAUGCAGAUAGUAAUACACACAGAGAUGCUGUUUACUAGCAGCAGCGCGUGGUUUGCUUACUUACGGUUGUUGUCUCAUGUGCUUCGGGCUGUGUGCGCAAUCAUGCGCGGGUUUGCGCCCGCUGGAACUUGCGGCUGCUGAAGAGGUGGCUGCCAUUCACUGCUCAAGAAUCAGAGUGAGGCGGGCUCGGAGGCAGUACUGGCUGGGGUGUUGGUGUUCGUUCGUGUACCUAGCCAACUAUGCAGGGAAAGAGAUGGAAAGAUAUGAUGGACGGAUAUGAGCACUGGGUGGCAGUCCAAGCCUUACGAGGGGAUUGGUGGCACUGUUACUGCUGCUGUUGCUGGCAGGAUAGGUCUCAGGAUAGUACACGAGACGUUUGUUGUUUUUGUUGUUGUGUUGUGGUACAUGGUAUGCCUUUGUGUUGUGCCCCCUUUUCCCUUUGCUGUUGAUGCCCCAGCAUUUGGCUGUGUGUCAUGACCACACGACGUUGGAAGAUCUUGCUGCGGG